AUGAUCUCGGGCGCCGACGACAGGGAUCUAUUUAGCGCUAUGGGGCAGAGUGUCAAGAAAUCCCAGGAUCAGAAGCGGUCCAACCCCGCCGAACCUGAGAUCAGCUCCCGGGAACUCAAUCCUUCAUUAGCACCUCGGCCUCAUCAGGCGCCACAGGAGGAUCAGCGUCCCAAGAGCCAGCCUCCGUAUGGCGGCCCGGGUUACAAGUGGCGACUCAUGAAGCUUCAAAGAACGUAUGAAAUGGCUGAGCAGAGAGGUGUCCCGGUUGAGGAAGUGGCUAUGGAACGCUAUGGCAGCAUGGAUGCGUUUGAUGAAGCACGUUUGGAGCGUCAGUUUGUGGAAGAUCGCGAUGGCUCACUGGAACGCUCCAGACGCACGUCCAUGCACUCUCGGGCAGGCUUUCGUCGGCCUGGUGCUCCGCCUUCCGCACCAUCUUCCACGCCCGCCACGUCUCGCUCGUCCACGUCUGCCCCAUCGUCAUCAUCGCCAAAAGGCCCAUCUAUUCCUCGUGUUCUUCCGACACAAACGGGUCCGGUAUCCGCUUCUCCGGCUCCAAUGAGUGUGGAUGCCUUGAAUAAGCUGGAGGCCAGUGUCUUGCGGGCCGAGCUGAUGGGACGUCCUGACGCUGCGCAGCUGCGGGCUGAAUGGGAGGCUGCACGUGCCGGUCAGGGUGACAUGUCUUCGGAGCGUGUGGAAGCGGUACCCGUUUUGGAUGGAUUUGGGCGCCUCUACGAUAUUGGUUCUUCGUCUAGUUCCCGCGACCCUAGUGCGGACAAGGAGCGGCCCUCCAAGCGCUCCAAACAUGAAGAUGACGGAUCUGAGGCGUUGUCCGAGCUAGUUCGUCAGGAGAAGUUUUCCGCAGGGCGGGCUGACCAAAAAGACGCUGAUGCGAUGCUGGCCCAUCAAAUCAUGGCCGAUCAAGGCUUCGAAAAUGAUCUCGAUUACAUGGAUGAGGAGGCGAAACGAUUCGCUCGUCGCCGCAUGCGCGACGACGCGCUGAAGCGCCAAUUUGCUGUCCAAGACUUUGCGCGCACGAAACGGGCCUUGGAUGAGUGUCCCUUUUGCUGGCAGGAUGAUGGUGCAACACCACCCAGUGCGAAUAUUGUAUCGAGUGGGACGUGCGUCUACUUGGCACUACCAGAUCGAGAGCCGCUGGUGGAGGGGCACUGUUGGAUUGUUCCGAUGCAGCACCAUGUGAGUUCGCUGGAUGUGGAUGAGGAUGGAUGGACGGAGAUCCGCGUACGUGCCUGA
Messenger RNA from Malassezia sympodialis ATCC 42132, 1251 nucleotides. RefSeq lists its product as uncharacterized. Lineage: Eukaryota; Fungi; Basidiomycota; Malasseziomycetes; Malasseziales; Malasseziaceae. The transcript is spliced from 2 exons. The record is from RefSeq and is a predicted model, not a curated record. Bases 1 to 1251 code for a protein of 416 amino acids.